Molecule: messenger RNA, 785 nt
Organism: Raphanus sativus (radish)
Lineage: Eukaryota; Viridiplantae; Streptophyta; Magnoliopsida; Brassicales; Brassicaceae
Exons: 2
Coding region: 228-578 (116 amino acids)
Source: RefSeq, a predicted model, not a curated record
CACACAAACAAACAAAAAAACUAAUCAAAAUUCUAUAUUAAGUGUUAAAGAUUAGAUAUAGCAGGUCAGGUUUUAGGUCGUUGCAACAGCGGCGACCAAUUUGGACAGCUCAAAUUUGGCUUUGUUGUCUCAACCUUCUCCUCAUUAUAUAUAUAUCUUCAUCUUUCUCAUAAUCCCCUGCUUCUUAACGUUAAACACAGUACAGAGGCAGAGGAGCAACAAACAAAAUGUCUGGCUCCAUUUUGGAAAAGGCCACCUCUGCUCUCGGUGAAGUCGCCAAAACCGAUGUCUUAAAGGAUGCAGUGGACAAUGUUGUCUCAAGAGGCAUAGAUGGAGCCAAAUCUCUGCUUCACAAUUUGGAGGAGAAUAAAGGUCAAGUCUCCUCCAAGAUCGUCGGAGCUGUUUCACAGUUUGCCGGUGGUAGCGCCGACUCCUCAGCCACCACAACCGCAGACCGUGACUUACCCAUGUCCACAGACAAUCAGCCACUCCUAGGGGCCGGUGAGACGGCAACGCCAUGGUGGAAGAGCUGUUGUGAAAUACUAGAACUUCUCAAGGCAUCCUCAUCAUCUAACUAGAUGAAGAUCAGCCUUCCAUGUGAAGUAAACAGAGAAGAUAUCCCACCAAGUUUUUUAAGUUAUGUUUUAUAUAUCCUUUCUUUCAAUUCCUCUGGCUUAACCCUCUGGUUAUUUUUUCAAUCUCUUUUGAUUGUUGCUGAGAAUAUUUGUAUAGAAAGAUGUAAGCAAACACAUAAUAUAAAGAAAAGACUCCUAAGUUGUGUGAAA